Nerophis lumbriciformis (worm pipefish) is the source of this 3970-nucleotide messenger RNA. RefSeq names its product claudin 12 (gene cldn12). Gene Ontology annotation, cellular component: plasma membrane. The record is from RefSeq and is a predicted model, not a curated record. Lineage: Eukaryota; Metazoa; Chordata; Actinopteri; Syngnathiformes; Syngnathidae.
AUGAUGCUACAUCCUGUUUACUGCUAUCUACUGUACCUCAACGGCACUUGUUUUCUCUUCCGUUACAACAUAGGGGGGAUAAAGAGUUAAUUUGAAAUGCCACAGGAUACAUUAUUAACAGCAUUGACCAUCUGAAAAAAUAAGGUACUUCUUUUUUCUUCCCUAUGUGAGUUGCAGGUCAGCCAUAUUAACACCAUGUCUUGCCGGGACAUCCACGCCACCAACGCCUUUGCCUUCUUCAUUGCCUUUGUUUCUGUGGCCGGGAUGGCUGUAGCAGCCUUAAUCCCUCAGUGGCGCAUAACCAGACUGGUCACCUUCAAUCGCAAUGCCAAAAACAUCAGCGUUUACGAUGGGCUCUGGGUGAAGUGCGUCAAGCAGGAUGGUUAUUCGGGAUGCUACUUCUAUGACUCAGAGUGGUACUCCAAAGUGGACCAACUGGACCUGAGGCUCCUGCAGUUCUGCUUGCCCGCAGGUUUAGUGUUCGGCUCUGUGGCCUUGCUGCUAUGCAUGGCUGGCAUGUGUAAAACCUGCUGCUGCUCAGAAAAGCCUGAAGCGGACAUUAAAAGUAUUCGCUUCUUGGUGAACAGCGCGGGCUGCCACCUGGUGGCAGGGACAUUUCUCUUCCUGGGCGGAGCUAUUGCCGUAGCGCCCUCCGUGUGGUUCCUGUUCUGCACCAAGGAGCUGAACAACAGAUAUGACAACAUUUUCUCCGAUGGCUUCGCGGUGUAUGUGUCCAUAGGCUGCUCUGGGGGGCUGAUGCUGGCCGCCCUGCUCAUGUUCAUGUGGUACUGCAUGUGCAAAAAGUUGCCCUCGCCCUUCUGGUUGCCGCUUCCCUCCAUAUCAACCUCGGCAUCCACUCAGCCGCUCACAGCUAACGGAUUCCCGCCUUCGCCAGUUUACGGCCCUCAACCCUUCCCACUGCAUCAGGCCUAUCCUCCCACGGUAAUUGACACGCAGACAUAUGUUCCGGCACUGGGCUAUGUGCAGAGUGUGGCCGCACCCACACCUCCACAAGUGUACAUGUCUCAGAUUUCUGCUCCAGAUGGGUACUGCUCAGAGGUAGGGGGCGGACAAGCAUACAGCUACGCACCCUCUCAGAGCUGUGCAUCCUCUCAAAACUACGCACACUCUCAGAGCUACGCACACACUCAAAGCUAUGCACCAAGCUACGCCGGCCGCCGCUACUCUUCCCGCUCACGCAUGUCUGCCAUUGAGAUUGACAUUCCUGUGGUGAUGCAGUAACACAAGUGAAUGAGAUGGUCAUAGAAGCAAGCAUUUGUUGAGAGCUUAUGAUAUUUCAUGAAGGAUAACAUUUACCGUAGAACAAAGAGUCAUGUUGCCGGCGAAAAUGAUUCAAGUGUUUGUAUAAAAAAAACCACUAAAUUACAUGUCCACUUACUAGCCUUUUCCCUGUUUGCCCAAUAAGGAGCUGAAUAUACAUAUAUUUACGUAUAUAAUUAGUUUGGAUGCCAAAUUACUUCUCCUGUUACAUGAAGUGCCUGAGAUUCACAAGUUUGUCCAUGUAAAAAAGAUUUCUGCUACUACAGAACUCCUUUGGUGCAAAAUGAAUUGUUCAAUAAUGUGACUUUAAAGAGCAGCUGUCAAUAAUGCACUAAUAUGUACUAAUGCAAGUAACUGUGCCACUUGACAAUGUAGAAUUGAUUAUUUGAAUUUGUAUUUUGUUGUUACUGUAUUGUGAUCCCAACUAGCUGUCACACGCAUUAAGUUAUGACACUGUACAUCAAGAAACACUGUAAAAUGUGGUAAAAGUAGUAGCUUGUAUCACUGAAUGAAGAACAUUCCAAACUAGGUUUUUAAGAGCACACUACAGCAUUUAUUGACUUAAGUGUCUGCCACUUUUUUUUGUUUUAUUGAUUUUUUUCCCCGCAUUAAACACGAAAUGUGAUUGUUGUGAUUUUGGUUCUUCAAGUGAACAAUGAGAACAGACUUGGAGUUGCCAGCGUUUUUAAAUGCAAUUGACCUUCAUAUGUGCGCCAUCUGACGACUGAAGUCACAGUCUAAAACCCUCACUAAAUGAGCCACGAGUCAAAGGAAACUUGACAUAAUUUGAAUGCACUUUUCUGGUUCAUUGUUUUGUUAAGUAGCCUCGUUUAGGCGUACACACACCCAUUUUGUAUUCACUUUAUUUUAUAACCUGUGCUAGCUUUUAUUGGAGUAUUAUUUCUUCAUGCACAGUAUUCUAGAAUUAUUUGUUAAAAUGCUCGUGAAAAAUGUUCUUGUAAAGUUGUUUAGCAUGAAGGUUAUCUGUAACCUGGGCAGUUUUUAUUGUGGCACACAUUUUGUCAUGUGAGAGAAAAUCCAAAAUAAUGACGUCACUGUCAAAACAUUGGGAUACGAUACUUCGAUGUUUACCUUGAAGACAUAACUGAGAUGAAAUUACACUUUACAAUAUUCCCACAAAUGAGUAUAAAUUGGUGAAAAUCUGAAUUAUUCAGAUAUUACUUCUGCCAGUGGUUAAUCAUAAUUUCAAAAAGGAAAUAUAAUAAGGCCGUCUUUUAAAAGACUCUAAGAUUUGGCUUUUUUCAGUGAGUCAUAACUCACAUCUCUGCUUCAGUUGGAGUGAAUUACUAAAAAGCGUACAAGAGACACCAUCUUUCCUCAACCCUCAGCACCGGUGCCCCACAGGGCUGUGUUUUGAGCCCCUUGCUUUUCAGUCUUUACACCUAUGACUGUAUUCCCAUCCAUCCUAGCAAUUCCAUCAUCAAAUACGAAGGUCCUGAGUAGUACUGGGUUCAAUCCCGGGCUCGGGAUCUUUCUGUGUGGAGUUUGCAUGUUCUCCCCCUGACUGCGUGGGUUCCCUCCGGGUACUCCGGCUUCCUCCCACCUCCAAAGACAUGCACCUGGGGAUAGGUUGAUUGGCAACACUAAAUUGGCCCUAGUGUGUGAAUGUGAGUGUGAAUGUUGUCUGUCUGUCUGUGUUGGCCCUGCGAUGAGGUGGUGACUUGUCCAGGGUGUACCCCGCCUUCCGCCCGAUUGUAGCUGAGAUAGGCUCCAGCACCCCCCGCGACCCCGAAGGGAAUAAGCUGUAGAAAAUGGAUGGAUGAAUGGAAUUUGCGGAUGAUACUACAGUAGUGGGGCUCAUCACAAAAGGGGACAAGACUGCCUAUAGAGAAGAGGUGAAGGCACUGUCAGACCACUAUGCCAAAAACAACCUAAUUCUCAAUCCCGCAAAGACCAAGGAGCUGAUUGUUGAUUUCAGGAAAAAAAUCACUGAGCCCAUCCAGCCCAUCUACAUCAUGGGAGAGGAGGUGGAAAGGGUCUCAGAGUGCAAGUUCCUGGGUGUGAACAUCUCAAGCAACAUGACCUGGAAAAGCAACACCACUGCACUCCAGAAAGAAGGUCAGCAAAGACUAUUUUCUGAGAAGGCUGAGGAAAAUUGAUCUGGCUGAUAACCUGCUCCUGUCCUUAUAUCGCUGCUCCGUUGAGUCAAUACUGACCUACGGUAUCUCUGUGUGGUUUUCUAGCUGCAUGGUGGCAGAGAAAUAAAUUACAGGGGGUCAUAAACGUGGCCCAGAGGAUCACUGCAUGUCCUCUUACAUCUCAAGAGCACCAGUAUAAGAGACACUGCAACAGGAGAGCAAACAGCAUCCUCAGGGACUCAUCCCACCCAGGUCACCACUGGCUUGAACUCUUGCCCUCAUGUAGGCACUAUAAGACCAUCAAAGCAAGGACAAAUAGAUUGAAAAACAGUUUCUAUCCAAGAGCUGUUAUUGCCCUAAACACUGCACGUACCUGAACACUCACCACUUUAUUAACUUGCUUACCUCUGAUAGAGAUCUGCUGGGCAAUAUGUUUUUAACAUUUUAUUAUAUUUUUCUAUUUUAAUUUUUUUUAGUAUUGUUUGUUGUCUUAAGACUAUUUUAUGUAGGUUGUUUUAAAAGCACUGAGGUGGAUUUCUGUCCAAUUUCGUUGUUUCCAUACAAUGACAAUAAAGGUAUUUUGAUUUUGA